AUGGAGACUGGUAGUUGCUCUGCCGCUCGUGUGGGGAACGGGGAUGUGGGGUCCCAACGGGACGUGAGCCUCGUGCCUGAGCGGCUUCAUAGACGUGAACAAGAGCGGCAGCUGGAGGUGGGAAGGCGAAAGCAAAUACGGCAGGACCAGGAGGUGGAGGAGGAGAAGAGCGAGUUUUUCGCCGUUGCCUUCGCCCGGGAUCGGGCGGCCGUAGAAGAGCUUUUGGAGAGCGGGCAGUCACCCGAGCGGCUGGAGGAGGCAGCCACCCGACUCCAGGGGCUGCAGAAACUCCUCAACGACUCCGUUUUGUUCCUGAACUCCUACCACCUGCGGCAGGGACAAGAGGCGCUGGCGCGGCUGCAGGCGGCCCUAGCCGAGCGGCGCCAGGAGCUGCAGCCCAGGAAGCGCUUCGCUUUCAAGUCCCGGAGGAAAGAUGCCUCGGCCGCCGCCAAAGUAGACGUUGCUGCUGCUGACGCCCCGGUGGCUGAAGGUAUUCUGGCCUCUCCUCCGCCCGUGAAGGAGGAGGAGGGAGGUUUCGGCUUCUCCAACCUGGAGUCUCAGGUCUUGGAGAAGCGAGCUGAGGAGCUGCACCAGCGCGACGUCCUUUUGACAGAGCUGAGCGACUGCACGAUCCGAUUGUACGGGAAUCCCAACACCCUGCGGCUGACUAAAGCCCGCCGCUGCACGGUGCUCUGCGGGCCGGUGUCCACCUCUGUCUUCCUGGAUGACUGCAGUGACUGCGUGCUGGUCGUGGCCUGCCAACAGCUCCGCAUCCACACUACGAAAAACACCCGCAUUUUCCUGCAGGUGACCUGCAAGGCCAUCUUGGAGGACUGCAGCGGGGUCCAAUUCGCCCCUUACAACUGGACCUACCCGGGCAUCGACAGGGACUUCGAAGGCUCUGGUUUAGAUAGGAAUAAAAAUAACUGGAACGACGUUGACGAUUUCAACUGGCUGGCCCGGGGUGUGGCCUCCCCGAACUGGAGUAUUCUUCCUGAAGCCGAGCGAACGAUCCAGUGGGACUAA
Molecule: messenger RNA, 1026 nt
Organism: Elephantulus edwardii (Cape elephant shrew)
Lineage: Eukaryota; Metazoa; Chordata; Mammalia; Macroscelidea; Macroscelididae
Gene: TBCC
Product: tubulin folding cofactor C
Exons: 1
Coding region: 1-1026 (341 amino acids)
Biological process (GO): post-chaperonin tubulin folding pathway; tubulin complex assembly
Cellular component (GO): cytoplasm
Molecular function (GO): tubulin binding
Source: RefSeq, a predicted model, not a curated record